UUGUGAACUACAACUAACCUAUCAAUGCGUCAUUUUGAUACUUAUUAUUUAAAUUAAUUAUUUAUUAUAGUUAAUAGUCUAUAAAUAUUGACGUACUACCAACAAUAGUAGUAAAUAAAUAAACAAAGUGUAUCAUGAUGUCGCGAUCCGUGCGAGCGGAAACACGAAGUCGUGCCAAAGAUGACAUAAAAAGAGUUAUGCAAGUUGUUGAUAAAGUUCGCCACUGGGAAAAAAAAUGGGUUACGAUAGGAGAGACAACAAUGAAAAUUUAUAAAUGGGUUCCAAUAUCAACACUCGAGCUGAAAAAAAAAGCUAAAUCCUUAGCCGAUAAAGAAAAUGGAAUACCAAGGAAAAGUGGAAUCGAUUCAUCAAAUAAUUCAAAUUUUGGGCUUACUGAAGAUUCAAAUACAUGCUUUUCGACUGUAAGUGAUUCGCAAGGUAUGACAGAUUUUUCAACUCAUCUAGGGUUUUCAGAAGAUUCAAACUCCCAAAACAGUGAACCGGCUCCAAAAGUACUCAAGACUGAAUGAUUAGUUGAAUAGUGGCAGGAUAAAGAUAAAUUAUAUAGAAAAUGAUACUACAAACUAACGAUAAUUAACUAAGUAAAUAAUUAAUUGAUAAUAAUCACAACAACUUUCACGAUAUCAUUUUAAAUCAUUUUCAUUUAUGAUAAAACUUUUUUUAUAAUAAAUUUAAUUUAAUUUAAAUUUAAGAUUUAUUAAUUAAUUUUUUAGCCUCAUUAAUUAUAAAGCACAAUCAGGAUUCUUUUUUUUUUAAUUAAUAUAAUUAUAUAUAAGAAUUUUGUGUAAAUAUAAAUCAUUUAGUCUACAGACAA
Molecule: messenger RNA, 835 nt
Organism: Microplitis demolitor
Lineage: Eukaryota; Metazoa; Arthropoda; Insecta; Hymenoptera; Braconidae
Gene: BCL7-like
Product: B-cell CLL/lymphoma 7 protein family member A
Exons: 4
Coding region: 135-530 (131 amino acids)
Source: RefSeq, a predicted model, not a curated record